Acipenser ruthenus (sterlet) is the source of this 3595-nucleotide messenger RNA. Its product is annotated as receptor-type tyrosine-protein phosphatase alpha-like. Gene Ontology annotation, biological process: protein dephosphorylation. The record is from RefSeq and is a predicted model, not a curated record. Lineage: Eukaryota; Metazoa; Chordata; Actinopteri; Acipenseriformes; Acipenseridae. Bases 56 to 3346 code for a protein of 1096 amino acids. Gene Ontology annotation, molecular function: protein binding; protein tyrosine phosphatase activity. The transcript has 26 exons.
GUUCUUAAUGCACAGCUAGCUGAAUUAACACAGUUCUGAGCUUGACAGCUAAAACAUGGCUACUGUCUGGAUAAUAGUGAUUCUUUUGAAAUGUAUUCUUAUCGUGAUGGUAAUGACCCAUAGAGACAAGACCCAAACCGAAUUCUGUACACCUAGUGAGCUACUCAACAUAAGGACAAACAAUAAAACACAAAAGGUUAAAAAUGGAACUGUGUUCAAAUUCACAUGCAAACAGGGGUUCAUGAAAAUAAAGAAAGUGGUUUGCAAGACAAACAACAAAGGUAAAGUCAAGUGGAGUACCAGAUCUCCAUGCAUUGGAAUUCCAAAAGUAACAGUGAGUUGGAUGGAGAGCUCUUCGGAAAGUAUCAGUGUGGUCUGGAACCACACAGAGAUUUCGCACCCUGAACUUUUUCUAAAUAUGACGAUGGCUUGUCAACUGAACAGCUCGUUCGGAGGGGACUGUGACCAGCGAAAAAAUGCCUCCGUCUCUCACAACGGGAAGACAAACUGCACCUCCCUCCAGCCGUUCUCCCGCUAUGCACUUGUCUUCACUGUGAACGCUUAUAAAAGCAAGAGCCGGCUCUUCACCAAAAAAGUGGCUCUACCAGAGCAGACCUUCUAUGUGAACACAACUCAGACAGUCCCAGAUAAACCAGAGAUUAAGAGCCUUCCCGAUACCAGCGCAGGACGAAUACAAUGGAAACCACUAUCCGAGUGUAAUGGAAGAAUUCUAUAUUAUGAGCUCAACUACACCGGGAAACGAGACUAUAACGAAACAUUUCAAGAAGAAAGUUCUCUUAUCCUGAACUCUUCAGAGACGAGCUGCACCCUCCCAGGAUUGAAGAGCGGCACUAACUAUUCUCUGGAGAUCCGAGGCUAUACGGAGGCUGGCGCAGGGCAUGCCUCCCGGAGUGAGUUUGAAACAAAGAUAACAGAGCCCGUCCUUCCAGACCUCGCUGGCCUCACUGUGUUUAAUAUCUCUAGUGGAACCGCCUGUGUUUCCAUGACCCCCGUCUCUGACAUAAAUGGACCAAUCAGUUGCUACCAGCUUAUCAUGCAGGAUUUGGGGGCGACUCUGACCAGUAAUCGAAGUGUAUCAGAUGUCUGCCAGGACUCGGAGCUACCCGCUCUCAACCGCACGGAAGCAGGAGCUGUCCUGUAUAUCACUGCAGAGAUCCAGGCAGAAAACCUGACUGAGCGGUCUGAGUUUACAGUAGGAGACGGAGAGGAGCACGGCCCGUAUUUCAAUGCUCCCCUGCGACCAGGGAAGAACUACUCUGUCAUCCUCAGGGUUGUAAGCCGCUGGAAGCAGGAUACCAAGUUCUCCUGUUCAGAAUACAAUCCUUUCUAUGUGCCUUCAGAUGAAGACGAUAUCUCAGACAAGGCUACCACGCAUCUUGCUGCCAUCACUGUUUGUCUUCUGUUUAUUGUGAUCUGUUUUGUUCUGUUAGCUGUUUUACUGAAACACUGUUAUUCAAGGAGGCAGCCCAUUAAGGACCUUAAAAAGCAUGACAACAUGGAAAGAAUAUCUCUACCUCAGAUAAAGCACCCAGACCCUCCUGUGUGCCACUCUGAAACAGAAGUCUCUGUGGAGCAGCUGCUGGAAUAUGUAGUCUGUAUGAAGAAGCUGGGCUGGAGCUGCGAGGACAGAGAAGAGGAUGAACCAGUCGGACUGAGGAAGGAAUAUCUGAGUUUGCCAAAGCAGUUUCCCUAUGCAUGCAGUGCUGCAAAGCAGCCAUCCAAUAAAAAGAAGAAUCGCUAUUGCAAUGCCAUUCCUUAUGAUGCCUCCCGUGUCUUGCUGAAAUGUUUCAAUGAGGACCCCGAUUCUGAUUACAUCAAUGCAAGCUUUAUCAAUGGAUAUGAAAAAACAAACUGCUACAUAGCAACACAAGGUCCUCUGCCCAGCACGGUCACAGACUUCUGGAGGAUGGUGUGGGAGAAUAACUCCUUUGUCAUUGUGAUGCUCACCAGCUUGGUGGAAAAGACCAAGAAAAAAUGUGAGCAGUACUGGCCAGAGGACUGUCAGACUUAUGGAGACGUCUUUGUGUCCUUGCAAGCUGAAGAGCAGAGCACUGAAAUAACCACACGGACAUUUGAUCUGCGGAAGGUUAGUGGCUCACAACACAGAACCGUGAAGCAGUUCCAUUACAGUGCCUGGCCUGAUCACGGGACUCCGAGGAAACCACUGAGCCUGCUCUGCCUGAUCAGACAAGCAAACAGCUGGCUCUCUGCCGGGCCCAUGAUCGUCCAUUGCAGUGCAGGGAUUGGACGCACCGGUGCUUUCAUUGCGAUAGACCAGCUGCUGCACGCGGCAGAGGCAGUCGGACGAGUGGAUGUGUUUCAGUGCAUUUACAACAUGAGGAAGCAGAGGAAAAAUAUGGUCCAGACAGAGGAGCAGUACUUGUUUGUCUAUGACGUGCUGCUGGAGUCGCUGCUCUGUGAUGUCACAGAGGUCCCGGCUCAGCAGGUUCAUCGGCGAAUCAGGGAGCUUCAGGUGGUGAAUCCCAGGACCCGCGUCACUGGUUACCAGAAGGAGUUACAGGCUUUGAACAAACUAUCCGAAGUUUUCCGGGUCAGACCACACAAGGAAGCCUUAAAGCCCACGAAUCGUUCAAAAAACAGGGAUCCCUACAUUUUACCAGCGGAUCAUUUUCGCCCUGCUCUGAUGUCCUUAACCAAUGAUGAUGGGUCACCAGGCUACAUCAAUGCAGUUUUUGCAGAUGGCUUCACAAAGAAAGACAGCUUCAUCAUUACACAGUUUCCUCUAAAGGACACCGUCACGGAUUUCUGGGCUCUGGUUUAUGAUUACAACUGCACAUCUGUUAUCAUGAUGAAUAGACAUGAAGAUCUAGACGAGACUUUCCCAUUGUUUUGGCCGAGGCUGGGAGACUGCACUCACGGACCUUUUUGUAUCAGUAUCUCUUCUGAGGAGCAGAAGGCUGGAUUUACAUCAAGAACGCUGAUGCUCAGUAACACCAAACAGAGAAUGCACCAUGCGCGACAUAUAAAAAUGUUACAGCUGGACGACUGGCCAGUGACAGACCCUCUGCCCAUGUCCCGAGACACAGUCAUCCACAUGUUAGGAGACACUGAAGACUGGCAGAGGAGGAACAAUGGCGGGGCUACACUGGUCAUGUGCCAGGACGGGGCCUCCAGGAGUGGGCUGUUUUGCGCUGCCAGUCAGAUCCGUGAACAAAUCAGAAUGGAGGGAAAGGUGGAUGUGUUGCAGGCGGUGAAGACACUGCGCAGCAGCUGUCCAGAGCUCAUCAGAGACAUGGAGCAGUACACGUUCUGUUACCAGAUAGCAGUGAGGUGUGUGGACUGUCCGAGACUGACCGGAGCAUGAAGGAUCACGCAGUGAAGCCCCGCAACUGGUUAACUGGACUGUAAAGAACUCUGAAAUCCGAUGCCCUGCAGUGUCUGUACAGUGCAGUGUGAUUCAUAAAGAACACACCAUAUUAAAAAUAUAUUCUUGUUUCAGGAUUUAAAGCAGACAAACACAUACAGUACAGGGGUAUUUUCAGUUGAUGUUAACGGUGGUGGAUCUAAAUGCUGUCAAUGCUAAAGUAAUUAAUAAAGGGCUUUACGAAUCAGA